Molecule: messenger RNA, 1562 nt
Organism: Aspergillus japonicus CBS 114.51
Lineage: Eukaryota; Fungi; Ascomycota; Eurotiomycetes; Eurotiales; Aspergillaceae
Product: putative RING finger domain protein
Exons: 4
Coding region: 291-1397 (368 amino acids)
Cellular component (GO): nucleus
Molecular function (GO): ubiquitin protein ligase activity
Source: RefSeq, a predicted model, not a curated record
AUCGCUUCAUGAGCUUCGAAGCUCUACCCGCCCUGAUCAGUCAAUCAAUUCGACUCUACUCGAACUCGGAAGAGUAACUCUCAGUUCUCCACUUCCUCCAGGAUUGGUGCUCACUACCACCAUACCAUCAAACCACUACCUAACCCACUACCCACAACCCACAGUCAAUCGGACUCGGCGCAUGCAAACCCAAACCAACAACCCAUCCACCACGGUCCACAAUUUUCGCCGCCAACCCUCCGAACCUUUUUCCCUGAAUAUCUGAACACGAACCACCGGAGGCAAAGAAAAUGGCGCACUCCAAACGCAACACCUCCCUCCCGCACUUCACGGCGUACGAGCGCUCCCUCCUCCGCUCCGCCUGGGGCACCAAGCGCAGCGUGAUCGGCCGCGACUCCUUCCUGCCGUUCGGGUCGUGCCGGCUGUGCCUCCGCCCGGCGCGCGCCCCCGUCGUCGCCUGCGCCACGGCGGGUGACCUGUUCUGCCGCGAGUGCGCUAUCAGCGACCUGCUGGCGCAGCGGCAGGAGAUCAAGCGGCUGGAGAAGUCGCGCGAGGAGGCGCGGAAGCGGCUGGCGGAGGAGGAGGCGCGCGCGCUGGAGGAGGUGAAGGGGCGGGAGUUGCGGGAGUUUGAGCGGGUCAGUAUGGGGCUCGAGGCCGCGGGUGCUUCCGGGGGGAGUGGUGGGAAUAAGAGGAAGGUUGAGGAGGCUAACCGGGAUGCUGUCGAUGGGGAGGGGAAGAGGAAGAAGGUGUUUGCGUUGGAUGAGAAGGUUGUUGCCAAGGUUGCGAGGGAGGAGCAGGAGAGGUUGAGGGAGGAGUUGAGGAGGGAAAAGGACGCGAAAUCCGCCCUACCUUCGUUUUGGGUCCCGAGCUUGACGCCUUCGACUGACCCGGAUGAGAUCGCUGCGAAUAAGACGGUCAAGUUGACACCCAUCUGUCCCGCUUCCACGGAGACGAAUAAGCAUGGAUACUCGCUCAAGGCAUUGGUGGAUGUGCAUUUCACCGAGGAGAAGGGCUCCCGGGGUGAAACUACGAGGGUGUGUCCUAGUUGCAAGAAGACGUUUACGAACGGGCUGAAAGCUAUGUUAACCAAACCCUGUGGACAUGUCAUUUGUCAACCCUGCGUCAACAAAUUCAUGACCCCCCACGACGCGCCAGAUCCGCACGCCACCAAGGAGGAACAGGACCAGACCGCGGCGCUACACGGCCGGAUCCUUUGCUAUGUCUGCGAGACGGACAUCACUCCCGAGACGAAAGGGUCUGCGAGCGCGAGUAAGAAAAAGAAGAAGGAUAAGGAGGUGAUCUCGCCCGGGUUGGUCGAGAUUAGUUCGGAGGGGACGGGCUUUGCUGGGCGGGGCGGGAAUGUGGCGACAAAAGAGGGGGUCGCUUUUCAAUGCUGAAGCUCGCUGAAGUUCAUUGCAUGGGAGCGAGAAGUCGGGUUUCUCCGAGUGUACUGUACAUUAUAGAUUUGGAGUGGAGCACCGGGGAUACACAGCUUGGAGAAAGGGAGCUGUUUUUUGACAAACCAAAAAUCAUAUACAUGUCCGACAUUCGAAAAGCCGCGC